Messenger RNA from Cokeromyces recurvatus, 1252 nucleotides. RefSeq names its product DNA repair protein RAD51. Lineage: Eukaryota; Fungi; Mucoromycota; Mucoromycetes; Mucorales; Mucoraceae. The record is from RefSeq and is a predicted model, not a curated record. Gene Ontology annotation, molecular function: single-stranded DNA binding; ATP binding; DNA strand exchange activity. Gene Ontology annotation, cellular component: condensed nuclear chromosome. The transcript is spliced from 4 exons. Bases 219 to 1211 code for a protein of 330 amino acids. Gene Ontology annotation, biological process: chromosome organization involved in meiotic cell cycle; mitotic recombination; DNA recombinase assembly.
UUUUUUUUUUUUCUAAUAGAGAGUUAAAUAUAUCACAUCUAUUAUUUUGUAUAUGUUUUUUUUUAUCUAUUUACUAUAUUUAUGUGUAUUUUUUUUUUCGAUUAUUUCCAACUUUUUUUUUUUCACCCUUUUAUCUUCUAUUUCAUCGCAUUUAUUGAAUAACAUUAUAAUAAUAAUAAUAAAACCACUCCAUUUAUAUUAAGUGUAUACGUAAUAGAAUGUUAAAAGUACAAAAUGACGAUGAUGAUGUUGGGUUUUUAAAAAUAUCUAGACUGGAGGAAGUUGGUAUAUCAGUAGCCGAGAUCAAUAAGUUAAAAGAAGGGGGCUUUUAUACCGUCGAGUCUGUAGCUUUUUCACCUAGAAAAGCUAUAAUUGCCAUCAAAGGCAUUUCAGAAACAAAAGCUGAUAAAUUAUUAACAGCAGCUAGCAAUAUGGUAGAUUUAGGUUUUACUACAGGGGCAGAUAUAUAUCAACAUCAGAAAGAAACGAUUCAUAUCACAACAGGCUCAAAAGAAUUGAACCAUAUAUUAGGAGGAGGUAUUGAAACAGGUACGAUUACAGAAGUUUAUGGUGAAUAUAGAACUGGGAAAAGUCAAUUAUGUCAUAUGUUAGCCGUAACUUCGCAAUUGCCUAUUGAUAUAGGUGGUGGGAAUGGCAAGUGCCUUUAUGUAGAUACAGAGAAUACUUUCCGAGCACAACGCAUUCUUUCAAUUGCUGAACGAUUUUCAUUAGAUGGUGAUCAAACGCUGGAUAACAUUGCCUAUGCACAUGCUCAUAAUACAGAUCAUCUUUUAGAACUCUUAAUUCAAGCAGCAUCUAUCAUGUGUCAAACUCGGUUUUCACUUUUAAUUGUGGAUUCUAUUAUGGCCUUGUAUCGUUCUGAAUACAUUGGUCGAGGGGAGUUAUCAGCUCGUCAAAAUCAUUUAGCACGCGUCUUACACUUAUUAAAACGCUUAGCAGAAGAGUUUGGUCUAGCUGUGAUAAUAACAAACCAAAUGGUAGCACAAGUAGAUGGUAUGUCUGCCUUUAAUCCUGAUCCAAAAAAGCCAGCAGGUGGCCAUAUCAUUGCUCAUGCAUCUUGCACAAGGCUUUAUUUGCGUAAAGGACGUGGUGAUAAUCGAACUUGUAAAGUUAUUGAUUCGCCAUGUUUGCCUGAAAUUGAAUGUUCCUUUGCCAUUUAUGAAGAUGGGAUUAAGGAUUCAAGUUACUAAUAUGUAUUGUCCUUGUUGUUUAUGUAAAUAAUCAAUAGUAG